Molecule: messenger RNA, 2571 nt
Organism: Jaculus jaculus (lesser Egyptian jerboa)
Lineage: Eukaryota; Metazoa; Chordata; Mammalia; Rodentia; Dipodidae
Gene: Veph1
Product: ventricular zone expressed PH domain containing 1
Biological process (GO): regulation of signal transduction; viral process
Cellular component (GO): plasma membrane
Molecular function (GO): phosphatidylinositol-5-phosphate binding
Source: RefSeq, a predicted model, not a curated record
AUGAUAAUUGAUCAAAGUCACCAUGUACCAACUGCUCAGACUGUUUUGGGACAAAAAGGUCUUUCACGGGCUGGAGGCCUCUUCCCCUUAGAUGACUCUAUUGAAGACAGCCUGACAGAAGCUCUGAAGCAGAUUAAAAUAAUUAGUUCAUCUUUGGAUUAUCAAACCAAUAACAACGACCAGGCAGUGGUUGAAAUCUGUAUCACGUGGAUCACAACAGCAAUCAGAGAGACAGAGUCAAUUGAAAAGCAUGCCAGGGCCCUUGUGGGGCUCUGGUAUUCCUGCUUGGAGCCCAGUCUGAAACUGUCUGUGAAAGAUGAAGACACUCUGCAUGCCAAAAUCGCAUCUGAUAUUACCAGUUGCAUUUUACAGAAUUACAACUGGACCCCUGUGAUGGUAUUAGCCAUCCCCAUUGCAGUGAGAUUCCUCCACAAAGGCAACAAGGACUGCAGGAACAUGUCCAACUACCUGUCCCUGGUUGCAAUCUCCAAGGCCGACCUCCUAGCUGAUCACACGGAAGUAAUACUAAAGAGCAACCUUCAAGGAAACGCUGUGCUGUUGAGGGUGUUACCUGCUGUGUAUGAGAAGCAGCCUCACCUAAUUGACAGAUACCUGACAGAACUCCUGGCCUUGAUGUCUCAGCUGGAAGAAGAACAGUACCAUCUACUACAGCUCUUGCAUGCAGCUGUCAAGAGAAAGCACGAGGAGGUGGUUCAGAAAUGUGUUCCUUUCCUGAUCAGGUAUCUGAAGGAUUCAACCCACAAUGGCAUCAUCCUAAACAUCCUCAUAGAAAUCUCAGGCUAUGAGCCACUGGCUUUAAACAGUUUUCUUCCAAUGCUGAAAGAGAUCGGGGAGAGAUUCCCCUACCUCAUUGGUCAAAUGGCAAGAAUCUAUGGAGCUGUUGGGCACAUGGAUGAAGAGAGAGCCAGGAGCUGCCUGCACUACCUGGUGAGUCAGCUUGCCAGCAUGGAGCAUUCAUUUCCCCAUCUUCUCCUGCUGGAGAUCAAGAGCAUCACAGACACUUUCUCCUCCAUCCCGGGUCCUCACAGCAGAGACAUCUUCCGCAGGAACAACAGCUUCACCACCAUUGUCAAGCUGCUCUCCCGACAACUGCAGAACACCCAGGUCAGAAGCAGCAGGAGAAAAACUAGUGCUGGAAUUGGCUCCCCUGAGAAAUUGGGAGAGUCCAAAAAUACAAUACCAGAAAAUGAAGACCAUGACAAGCUCUAACUUAAAAUACAAGCUUUUGAAGAUAAAAAAAAUGCUGAGAGCAAUACCUCUGCCUCUAUUGGAAGAUAUACUUUGGACCAAAUAUCUAAGGAAGAAAGAAAAAGCAUUAGAUUUAGCAGGCCCAAAAGUUUGGCUUUGCAUGCUGUCCUCACAAAGGGUGUGAAUUCUAAAGAUGGGGACUAUGAUGAAAAUACAGGAAUACCCAUUAGCAUAUCUCUCUCAGAAAUUAACCCACUUAGCUACAGAAUUGGCAAGUUAUCGCUUAACACAAACACACAUGGAUCACAGCUGAGAAAUUCUCCAGCUUCCCACCCAAGUGUUAUAGAGUUGGAGAAUUUGCCAGAAACUGUUAAAGAAAGCUUCCAGGAAGAAAGUCCAGAGUCACUCACAAGUACUCUACAGUACCUGGAUAAGCUGUACUUACAUUUAAAGGCAAACUUCAGCAAAGUGAAAGCUUAUACUGUGGAAAUGGCAAAGAAGAUCCCAGUCCCAGAACAGUGCACCAUUGAAGACAUGGUGAGAAGCUGCAUCACAAAACUGUUCUUCAUCUACUCCCUGAAGGGUCACUACUGCCUAUACAGCAAAUCCAGCUUCAUCCUCAUCAGCCAGGAGACUCAGACGUGGAUCCACAUCAUGUUUCUAUCCCAACAGAGCCUGUUUCCUGAGCCCCUUUCCAUUCAGAACAGUUCUGUACAGUUCCUUAAGGCCUUGUGGGAGAAGACUCAGGCCAGGGGCACCCACAGCUUUGAAGCUGUCAUGAUGGAGUCUACAUUUCCACAGCAGAAGAUAUAUGACCUUAACCAGGUACAGCUCCAUCUGGAAGAAGUGAGGUUCUUUGACGUGUUUGCCUUCAGUCAAGCAGCAGGGACAUGGCAGUGCUUCAUGUGCAAUAACCCUGAGAAAGCAACUGUUGUGAAUCAAGAUGGCCAGCCUCUCAUUGAAGGAAAGCUUGAAGAGAAGCAGGUCCGAUGGAAGUUCAUCAAGAGGUGGAUGCGGUACUUCACACUGGCUAGGAGUCAACUUCAGUUUCAAAUAUGGAAAUCUGAUGAGUGCCGUACUCAGGCAGAGCAGAAUCAGGCCGCUCAGCCCCCAGUCCCAAUCACCUUUGGCAUGCUCUCAGGCACUGCUAAUGUGCUUUCCAUGGGCCUCCAGCAAACUGCCAUCCCUGAUCCAUAUCAGGAUCAGGUGUGGGCUUUGGGAAUGGCUGCAUGGAGGAAACUGGAGGAAGGCCCAUCUGAGGCCCCCAUCACAAGAAUCACACAAAAAGCUAGUGAAGACUUAGCUACCUUCAUAGAAAGGGUUGAAAGUUUCCCCCUUCCCCCUGUGAGACUAGUUCAUUAA